AUGUAUCCUGAACGACUCCAUGCUCUGGGAAUGACAAUGGUGUACUCACGGAGCCUCCAGACGCUGACGACACUGAGCCUCGCCCGAUCACCCGCUUACGCCACACGCUUUCACCUCGCUACCGGAGAGUUUGCGGAUCUGUCAGGACUACCACCGACCCAGGCGUCGUUGAAUGCGAUUGAUGGGCUUGCAGGAGCAGUGGAUCCCACAACGAACCAUGUGUACAUACCUGGAACUUACGCAGGCGGAACAUUGAUGCUGGAUUACGACAUCGUCUCGAAGACGGCGACCACACAGCCAAUGCCAGUUGUGGCGAACAACAGCAGCUGGAGUGGGUAUACGUUUGUGUGGAACGAGGCUCGAGAAUCGUUUUUUCUUUGGGGAGGAAGGGGCUCCACCGGAUCGUCGUACUUUUUCGAGUUCAAGCCUAGGAGUGCCAACACUUGGACCAAACUGGAUACAAGAACAAUACAGCAGGAGAACGACAAGUUGCAAGGACAAUACCGCUGGUUUACAACUUUUACUCAAAAGUGUGGACAUUGUCCUAUGUGCCUGAUGACCACUUCACUCCAACAGCGAAAGCAGAAUCAGCAGAGACAGGAUCAGGAGGCUCAGGGAUUGGGAUAG
Messenger RNA from Linnemannia hyalina, 627 nucleotides. Lineage: Eukaryota; Fungi; Mortierellomycota; Mortierellomycetes; Mortierellales; Mortierellaceae. The record is from the annotation of a GenBank genome assembly.